This is a messenger RNA of Tribolium castaneum (red flour beetle), 2171 nucleotides long. It is a transcript of the gene eco, whose product is annotated as Establishment of cohesion. Gene Ontology annotation, molecular function: protein-lysine-acetyltransferase activity. The transcript has 5 exons. Gene Ontology annotation, biological process: mitotic sister chromatid cohesion. Gene Ontology annotation, cellular component: nucleus; chromatin. Lineage: Eukaryota; Metazoa; Arthropoda; Insecta; Coleoptera; Tenebrionidae. The coding region runs from base 172 to 2082 and encodes 636 amino acids. The record is from RefSeq and is a predicted model, not a curated record.
UUUUUCCGGCGGGAACGGCUUUUCAUGUCCCCUAAUCCGUUAAGUUUGGUUAGAAAAACGGUUUGAGGUGCGUGAACCGUAAACAAACCCCGCCAUUCGUGCAGCCGUCACGUGUGAUUGUUAUGCCCCUUCAGAGCGGAUGUUUCCCGCCAGUUGGUCAGACCCAAUGUGAUGAAGCCUCAUCCGCAAAUCGAGCACACUCCAGAGGUUUCCAGCAGAAGAAGAGCCCUCUUUCCAGACAGCUCCCCGUGCGACGACGAUCUAGGGUGCAUAAGUCCGCUGGACUUCGACGAGGACUGUGCCAAAAACGUCUUUUCCCACGACACAUGUGUCAGCGAUUAUGACAUCAUUGGUCUCGUGGAAAAGGGCCACACAGUCCACACACCGAACAACACCAACAUCACUACUAAAGUCUUCACGCCUUCCACCACCAAUGAAUCGCCAACACAGAAACUCAAAACGCCACAUGAUGCAUACACCAACACAAUUUUUCCUAAAUUAAUACGUAGUAAAACGCAAGUUGACACAGCCCCUAACCAAGACUGCAAAAAUCCGAAAAUACGUACCGCUCUCUUUCCUGACAAAGACAUGUCUCUCCCUUCCAGAAAGUUUUACCCCAAGUCCGAUAACGAGGUCCUGCCACGACCCUUUGCCCUCACCAAGAGACCCAACCCCACAAAGGGGCGCAAAAGAAACCCCCAUUUCUUGUGCAACAGGAGGAGCAAGUUCAGUCGAUCAGGGCAAAUCAACGCGGGAGUCAGACACAAGAUAAAAAAGCGAAAAAUCCGCAAAAUCAGCAAAAUUGCAGCCCUCGAGGCCGCAAUUAACAUAAUCGAAAACUCUCCUCUCAAUACAGUCCUUGAUUCAACUGAGUCGAUCGAAGUGUGCCCUGAAUCCAUCCAGGUCGCCCCCGAAGAGCCCCCUCGCGACCCAACUCCCAGUCCCGAACCCGACCCCACAAAAAAAUUCUUCAAAUCUUGCCGUCACAAAGCCGUAGUCACAGUAAACCCCAACAUAAAACUCGAAAUGAACAACGGACGGAUUAGUUUAAUUCAGAACAAGAACCCGCUGAAACGGCCGAGAGUGCAAGAGGGAAUCAGCCCCAAACGUCCAAAAUUGGACUUCGAGCCUGAGAAACCCCUAAUUCCCGAUGAGGAAAUUUCGAAUAUUAUCGAUUCUCUGGAAGAUAAAGAAAACGAGGGGAAAAAUCCGGACUUGUUGAUGUCCCCCACGUCUCAGAUGUGUAACAUGACCUCGGGACUGGCUCUAAACAGUCCGAAAAAAGCACGGGACUUGAGCUCGGUUCUGGAGUCGAUGCCGUCGAAUGAUAAGAAAUUAUUCCCGGUUUUCUAUCCAGGGAAAACUGCCUUACCGACCCCAACCAAGGAGAAUAAGGUGUUGAACGUAGCGAAGAAGUUUAGGCCGAUUUCCAAGGACCAGAUGUUGCUAGAUGCGGGACAAAAGAGAUGGGGGGUCACCCAGUGCACCGAGUGUAAAUUUAUUUAUCAUAUGGGAGACCCGGGUGAUGAAAUCAUGCAUCUGAAUUAUCACAACGCCGGCCAUAUUUUCCGAUAUACUGGUUGGAAAAACGAACGCGUCGUCUCCAGCGACCUACGCAACGGUAAAGUCAUCCAAAUUGUACCGGGUGACUCAAAAAUCUGGUGGAAGAAAGUCAAAGAGGUGAUGGAAGUGAUCAACCGCGAUUUGGGGUACUUUGAUAUUGAAUUCAACACAGCUAACUCACAGAUAUUUUUCUACGUCAAAAGUAAAGUUAUAAUCGGGGCUUUGGUGGCGGAAGUCAAAACAACCGGUCAUAAAUUACUAACAACCCACCAAGACCAAGUCGACUUAUGUUCAGAGGAGUCCUACCCUGUGAAAUGUGGGGUUUCCCGGAUUUGGGUGGCCCGCAACCAUCGACAAAAGGGCGUAGCAACGGCCCUUAUGGACGCACUUAAGAGAAACUUCGUAUUUGGCGCGAUUUUAAUGAACGAAGACAUUGCCUUGAGCUCCCCAACUGAAGACGGGAAAAUUUUCGGGGCAAAAUAUUUCAAAACGCCGAACUUUUUUAUUUAUUUUGUAUAAUUAUUUAAUGCCAUAUACCUUUUUUGUAUACCUGCAUGUUCUAGACAUUUUUUGAGAAUUUUAGUAUAAAUAAAUGUUCUCCUCUUAUU